Molecule: messenger RNA, 1950 nt
Organism: Hippocampus comes (tiger tail seahorse)
Lineage: Eukaryota; Metazoa; Chordata; Actinopteri; Syngnathiformes; Syngnathidae
Product: gastrula zinc finger protein XlCGF57.1-like
Exons: 2
Coding region: 283-1734 (483 amino acids)
Biological process (GO): regulation of transcription by RNA polymerase II
Cellular component (GO): nucleus
Molecular function (GO): DNA-binding transcription factor activity, RNA polymerase II-specific
Source: RefSeq, a predicted model, not a curated record
AGCGUCGACUCGGCGCUUUUUGAAAAGAAUGCUUCUUGAAUUCGUUUGAACGUAUCGAAGACUUGACUCUCUAUGUUCGUCACUACUCAACCUGAGUGAAAACAACAUUUAUUCAAGUUUCGUGUCCAGAUAAACUCGUCGCGGCGCACGUUGAAGCAUCUCAGGCUAGCUUAUCUUGGUCGAACAUGCUAGCCGUGAACAAAGAACCGCCUUUGUUCGCUCCACAUCGCGAAGCAGAGAUCAAGUGUGAUUCUAAAGUGGAGUGAUGACCAUCGUGUGAAAAUGUUUGCAAAAAGUGUGAAAGACGAGUACGAGGAGCGACUUUGUGGAACAGAAGAUAUUAACGAGCCACAACGUCAACCAGUGGACGUUGUUUUCAAGAAGCCUCAAGCUGAACCACAGAGAACAGACAGCAGUGAAGAAAAUCAUCACAGUGUGCCGCGGCAGCAGUUUGAGUCCCCUCAGUUUAAACAGGAAGAGGAGCAAGAGCCCACCCACGUCAAAGAAGAAGUGGACGAGGCUGAGAUCACCAAGUUUCCAUUGACUGUCAUUGUGAAGAGUGAAGAUGAUGAUGGCGAUGAAGCCCACUUUGGAGGAUCCCAAGCUGACAGCCUCUUAGCGCCACUCUCAGAUAGUGACGACAUAACGUCGCACUCUUCUGCUGCUGAUAAUAAUGAGCGCUCGAAAGUUGACGUGACAUGUCACGCCAAAGGGAAACGCUUGGAAUGUUCUCAGUGUGACAAAACGUUUGCCAAAGAGUAUUUGUUAAAAAUACACACCAGAACACACACUGGCGAGAAACCUUUUGCCUGCUCAGUUUGCGGCAAAAGAUUCACUCAGAAGGGACAGUUAAUCGGACACACAAGAACACACACUGGGGAGAAACCUUUUGCCUGCUCAGUUUGUGGGAAAACAUUCUCGGAAAAGGGACACGUAAGAGUCCACGCGAGAACACACACGGGAGAUAAACCUUUUGCCUGCUCAGUUUGUGGUAAAAAAUUUGCUGAAAAAGGCAGUUUGAUCAGGCACACAAGAACACACACUGGUGAGAAGCCUUUUGCCUGCACGGUUUGUGAUGAAAGAUUCUCGGUCAAGGUGGGAUUGACGAAUCACUUCAGAAACCAUACUGGUGAAAAACCGUUUGUCUGCUCAGUUUGUGGUAAAGGAUUCACUCAAAAGGGACAUUUAAUAACACAUAAAAGGACACACACGGGGGAAAAAAUUUUUGCCUGCUCAGUCUGCGGUCUCCGGGUAACUCAAAAGAUUCAUUUAACAACUCACAUGCGAAUCCACACCGGAGAGAAACCUUUUCCCUGCUUAAUUUGUGAGAAAAGAUUCACAGAAAAGGGAAGCUUAAUUAGGCACACAAGAACACACACUGGAGAGAAACCUUUUGCCUGCCAAGUUUGCGCUCAAAGAUUUUCUGACAGGGGACAUUUAAAAACACACUUGAGAACACACACUGGAGAGAAACCUUUUGCCUGUCCAGUUUGUGGGAAGGGAUUUGCAGAAAAGAGAAACUUGACAACUCACUCGAGGACGCACACCGGAGAGAAACCUUUUGCGUGCACUGUCUGUCCAUUAACUUUCAUUGAUCGUUCUGGAUUGAAUAAACACAUGAGAACACACACUGGUGAGAAACCGUUCGCUUGUGGUGUGUGUGAUGAAAGCUUUAGUUUUAAUUAUCAGUUGAUCAAACACAAGUGUGCUGGCGGGAAGAGCGGCAGCAAAUGAAGGCUCAGAUUUAUUGUAAAGAGACGUAGACUCCGUGUGGUGAACUGUUGAAAAGCAGAUUUGUGAUUCUGAAGAAAAUGUUCAGCAACCACGUACAGUCGAGAGUAUUAUGCAAAAGUCUUGGGCCACCGCAGGAUUUGCUUUCGCGGUUGCAUCAUAAUCAUGUAUCACUUGAAGGCCACUGAACUACGAAUAAAAGCGAAGGCAAUGAAUGGA